AUGCCCAAGUCGACACCCGUAACUCCCCCAACAAGAGGCCUUGUCCUCCCCUCUCCCACCUCUCCAUCCAAAGCCUCUUUUUCUUAUAAGAUGACAGUGGGUAGUGAAGUCUCUGAUGAUACACUGAAACUGUGCGCCGAUUUGUUCAGUUCCAACUAUGGUAUUUGGGGCGAUCAGGCAGCUACAAUCUCCAAAUUUACUAAAAAGGUCAAGAUGACUGGUGCAAGACUACGAUCCCAAUGUUUGUCUCACCUGGAGAGUAGUGUUUUGGUAACCUGUUACAUCCAAGUUGGCCCACUUGAGAGUGAGCAUCCUCAACUUUAUGGACACACAUUUUCCACAGUCUGGGACUAUGGUGAAAACAAAGUUGGCUGGGUGACGCAGCUUGUCGUCGAUGCAGCAGUCCGUCAGCGUUACAUUGCAACCCAUCUCUUGCAAACUCUGAAGUGUCAUUCAUUAUUUUCCCAUGUUAACAUUGUUGGUCUUGUCUUGUCUCACCCUGCUGCUUGCAAUGCUUUGGUGAAAUAUGCUUCUGCUAAUAUCAAGGACAUUGAAUUGGACUUCAUCCGUCAACAUGCAAAGGGCAUCCUGGCAUCUUCCCCCAUUACCUAUCUGCAGGCCGCUCAAUUGAGUGGUUCACUCUUCCAAGACAGCAGCACCAGUGAUGCCAUAUCAUCUGUGUUUACUGAGUUCUACGUUGACCAUACUGAGCCUUUAACAGUGUUGGAACAGUACAAGAAGAAAGGUCAGUGGUGCUUGGGUGAGCUCCUUGGCGGACAUGAAUUUCUCGCUGUUUUUCCUAUUGCACCUGUGAGCCCAGUUCACAAUUAUUAG
Suillus fuscotomentosus is the source of this 834-nucleotide messenger RNA. RefSeq lists its product as uncharacterized. Lineage: Eukaryota; Fungi; Basidiomycota; Agaricomycetes; Boletales; Suillaceae. Bases 1 to 834 code for a protein of 277 amino acids. The record is from RefSeq and is a predicted model, not a curated record. The transcript is spliced from 4 exons.